CCGUCGCGCGGCGCGACACCGCCUCCGAGGGUCGCCGGUCGCCGGGCGCUGGAGCCAUGACCCUCCGCCGACUCAGGAAGCUGCAGCAGAAAGAGGAGGCGGCGGCCGCCCCGGACCCCGCGGCGCGGGCUCCCGACUCGGAAGUCGCUCCCUCCACUCCAGCCCGGACCCCGGCCUCGGGCCCCCGUGCUGCUGCCGCCAGCUCUGGGGCCCCCGGAGACGAGCUGUACGCGGCGCUGGAGGACUAUCACCCGGCUGAGCUGUAUCGCGCGCUCGCCGUGUCCGGGGGCACCCUGCCCCGCCGAAAGGGCUCAGGAUUCCGCUGGAAGAAUCUUGGCCAGAGUCCCGAACAGCAGCGGAAAGUGCUGACUUUGGAGAAGGAAGAGAACCAGACCUUCGGCUUUGAGAUCCAGACUUACGGCCUUCACCACCGGGAGGAGCAGCGCGUGGAGAUGGUGACUUUUGUCUGCCGGGUUCAUGAGUCCAGCCCUGCCCAGCUGGCUGGGCUCACACCAGGGGACACCAUUGCCAGUGUCAAUGGCCUGAACGUGGAAGGCAUCCGGCAUCGAGAGAUCGUUGACAUCAUUAAGGCAUCUGGAAACGUUCUCAGGCUGGAAACUCUAUAUGGGACGUCAAUUCGGAAGGCGGAAUUGGAGGCCCGUCUGCAGUACCUAAAGCAAACCCUGUAUGAGAAGUGGGGAGAAUACAGGUCCCUGAUGGUGCAGGAGCAGCGGCUGGUGCACGGCCUGGUGGUGAAGGACCCGAGCAUCUACGACACGUUGGAGUCGGUGCGCUCCUGCCUGUACGGGGCAGGCCUGCUCCCGGGCUCCCUGCCGUUCGGGCCCCUGUUGGCCGCGCCCGGGGGUCCCCGCGGGGCCGCGCGGCGGGCCGGGGGCGACGCGGACGACGCAGUCUACCACACGUGCUUCUUCGGGGGCGCCGAGCCGCCCGCGCCGCCGCCACCGCCCCCCGCCCGCGCUCCGGGCCCGGGCCCCGCCGAGGCUCCGGCGUCCACGCCCCGGGCCGCUCUGAGCCGCAGCGCCAGCGUGCGGUGCGCGGGCCCCGGGGGCGGCGGUGGCGGCGGCGGGGCGCCGGGCGCGCUCUGGACUGAGGCCCGGGAGCAGGCCCUGUGCGGCCCCGGCCUGCGCAAAGCCAAGUACCGCAGCUUCCGCCGGAGGCUGCUCAAGUUUAUCCCCGGACUCAACCGCUCGCUGGAGGAGGAGGAGAGCCAGCUGUAG
This is a messenger RNA of Enhydra lutris kenyoni (northern sea otter), 1238 nucleotides long. It is a transcript of the gene TAMALIN, whose product is annotated as general receptor for phosphoinositides 1 associated scaffold protein. Gene Ontology annotation, biological process: signal transduction. Gene Ontology annotation, cellular component: plasma membrane. The record is from RefSeq and is a predicted model, not a curated record. NCBI's taxonomy places the organism in Eukaryota, Metazoa, Chordata, Mammalia, Carnivora, Mustelidae. Bases 57 to 1238 code for a protein of 393 amino acids. Gene Ontology annotation, molecular function: protein binding. The transcript is spliced from 8 exons.